AUGCCUUACAACACGCGCCGCAAAUCGCUUUCCCUGCCCAGCCUGGGUAUUCACAUCCCCGUCACGCAUGCCUCGCGUGCUGCCUCAUCGAAGAAAGAACAUCCCAACAAGCGCCACAAGAGGUCCCAUGCCGCAGAGACCAUUGCUAUUGAGAAUACCCCGCCUCCGUCACCCAUUCGAGCCAUCAGCGAGGAGAUGACGGAUGCCGACGCAACAACACACAAGAUCGACAUUGAGAGCAUCAAAGACGACAUUGUCGAGGCUGUUGUUGUCCAGCUGCAGGAAACUGGCAACCGCCCUCAUCUGAUCAAGGAGCUGGCGACUGUCCUUACCCAGUCGCUUACAUCUGUACAACAAUCUGCGAACCCAUGCGCCAUUAUCUCGUCCCGCCUCGCUUCCUAUAUGAAGCGGACUUGCUGGUCUGCCUCGGCUCCCUGCCCGCUGGGUAAGGAGCUUGAGACUGUACACCCACGACGCACUUAUUAUUUCCUCACCACUCAGCCCAGGCAACCGCUCCCCGACUUCAACGCAAGUCUUCAGCAGGCUGCCUCUCUCACCCCUUCAGUCUCUCUUACCGAGGAUUCUGGCUCAGAAGACAUCGAGGCAAGACGACGGGAGCUGAGCCCCUCUCCCGAAGUGGACCUAUCGGCCACCGAGUUCGAUAACGCCGAUGACGACGUUGCGAUGCCCAUGACCCCCAUCGGAUCGUUCUCUUCCCAGCGAAGCAGACUUGUCCUCGGACCCCGUAACAACUCCCCUCCUCUCGAGAAGGAUGAGCGCGAGUUUACACAGACUGCAGACGGCCUGCAGAAGCGAAAGCUUAACGCCGAAGUCCCUCAGCCGGAAACUGUUGAGCGUCACAGUGUCGCCACGAUGGAUUAUUAUCGGGACGAUGCGUGGUUCGCCGACAGCCGUCCCAGCGCGGCCACCAUAUUUCUAGCUAGCCCCUCCAUCAAGCCGAGCAUAUCCGCUGGUCGGAAAGAAGAUGAUACCGAAGCUUGGUUAAGAUUAAACAAACUAUUCGAAUGGGGCAAGGGCGCCGAGAGCAUCGAGAUAGACGAACUCGAUUGCUUGCUAGACGCUUGCUGA
Messenger RNA from Trichoderma breve, 1089 nucleotides. RefSeq lists its product as uncharacterized. The record is from RefSeq and is a predicted model, not a curated record. The transcript has 3 exons. Bases 1 to 1089 code for a protein of 362 amino acids. Lineage: Eukaryota; Fungi; Ascomycota; Sordariomycetes; Hypocreales; Hypocreaceae.